Messenger RNA from Gryllus bimaculatus (two-spotted cricket), 345 nucleotides. NCBI's taxonomy places the organism in Eukaryota, Metazoa, Arthropoda, Insecta, Orthoptera, Gryllidae. The record is from the annotation of a GenBank genome assembly.
AAUGCCAGAGGAAAGUCUCCAUCACAGAAGAGCUCAAAGGCUGCAGUUCCUCCAAAAACAAAUUCCAGCCGAAAGGAAGUCAUUGUCAUGAAAAGUGAGAAUAUUGUGGAGAGUUGCAUCACCCUCGACAGCGAUAAGAAUAGCAACGAAAGUUCUUCUCACCAUCAUCUACCGCACAGAGAAACAUCAGGAUCUUCCCCCAUUCCUUCUGCACUUGCCAAAGCAUCUUCCUUCAGCAUACCAUUGGCUUCUACUUCGUGCCGAGUUAGAGUAGAAACUGACCGUGAUAGAGACAAACUGGAGAAGAAUCAAUGCUCGUCCCCUUCUGUGUCUACUUUCCCUUCA